ACGCAUGCAUCGAAUUCCCCAAACUACCCUUCUCCUCUGCCCGGAUUUGAUAUCCACCCGAGCUAUAAAUACCACUGCAAACGCAAUUUCAGUCUCGGCCCGGAGACUUCUAUGCUAACGACACAGUCUCUGUCCCUUCGCUGCUCUCAGUUUGGGAUUUCUGGAGAAAAUCAGAUUUUCCGGUGUAGAAGCUCGAUACAAUCGGAGAUGGCGCCUCCAAUCCUGUCUUUGGUUCUACCCUCUGAGACUGGCCGAGUUCUUAGCAUUCAGUCGCAUACGGUUCAGGGAUAUGUUGGCAAUAAAUCAGCUGUCUUUCCUCUUCAACUAUUGGGCUAUGAUGUGGAUCCAAUAAAUUCUGUGCAGUUUUCAAACCAUACAGGAUAUCCGACCUUUAAGGGCCAAGUUUUGAAUGGACAACAACUAUGGGAGUUAAUUGAAGGCCUUGAAGCGAAUCAGUUAUUAUACUACACUCAUUUGUUAACAGGUUAUAUUGGUUCAGCUUCUUUUUUGGACACUGUAUUGCAAGUUGUUAACAAGCUUCGCACUAUAAAUCCGAAGCUCACCUAUGUUUGUGAUCCAGUGCUGGGUGACGAAGGAAAGCUUUAUGUCCCGAGAGAGUUGGUAGCGGUAUACCGUCAGAAGGUUGUUCCAGUGGCUUCAAUGUUGACUCCUAACCAGUUUGAAGCAGAACAGUUGACUGGUUUCAGGAUUGUUUCUGAAAGGGAUGGCCGAGAAGCUUGUAACUUUCUUCAUGCAGUGGGACCUUCUAAGGUUGUGAUCACAAGCAUUAACAUAGAUGGCAUUCUUCUCUUGAUUGGCAGUCAUCAGAAGGAAAAGGACCAGUCUCCGGAGCAAUUCAAGAUUGUUAUUCCGAAAAUCCCUACCUAUUUUACGGGAACAGGAGAUUUAAUGACUGCUCUUCUACUUGGAUGGAGCAAUAAAUAUCCUGAAAACCUUGACAAGGCUGCAGAGCUUGCAGUAUCAAGCGUGCAGGCGCUGCUGCAGCGAACAUUGGAUGACUAUAAAAAAGCUGGAUAUGACCCCCAGUCGAGCAGUUUGGAGAUCCGGUUGAUUCAAAGCCAGGACGACAUUCGCCACCCCCAAGUUAACUAUACAGCUGAAAAAUUCAACUAAAGGGAUCACACCAAAAUAUAAACAUGCGCAAUCUAUCUUGUGUUCUGUUCUGUGGUAUUUCAUUCUGUCAGUUCUGUAGCAUAAGCAAAACCCAAAUGUUACCUCAUUUUGUCUCUGUGCUCCAAUAAAAUUGUGCAAUCAUAGCAACAUAGAAAACAAGGUUUAUAAAUAGAUACUCAAAAGGAGGUGAAAUCGA
This is a messenger RNA of Tripterygium wilfordii, 1330 nucleotides long. Its product is annotated as pyridoxal kinase. Gene Ontology annotation, molecular function: pyridoxal kinase activity. Gene Ontology annotation, biological process: pyridoxal 5'-phosphate salvage. Lineage: Eukaryota; Viridiplantae; Streptophyta; Magnoliopsida; Celastrales; Celastraceae. Gene Ontology annotation, cellular component: cytosol. The transcript has 13 exons. The record is from RefSeq and is a predicted model, not a curated record. The coding region runs from base 112 to 1134 and encodes 340 amino acids.